AUGGUUCUUCUCUCAUCGAUUCAUAACCCAACUCUUACUCCACCUCGACCUUCCCCUCAACCCCACUUCGUAUCUCGUGCAAAUCAACUCAAACGGUAUAUCUCCCUUGAUUCUGCUAUUUUCUUAUCGACUACAUCCGACUACUUUCCACCGCCAGUCCCCAAUCUGGAACUUCAUUCAGCUGCUGCAAGUGGUAAUGUGGGUCUAGUCCACUACGCUCUCACUCAUGGUCAACCAGUGAAUUCUGUUCUCCAUGGUGUACUUCCUUUGCAUGCAGCUUGUUCGGGUGGAAGCGUCAGUGUGGUCAGGAUGUUGAUUGAGAACGGAGCGGAUGUCAACGCACCUAGAUUACCACGAAGAUAUAGUGAUGGGAAAAAAGGUACUGCACCAAGCGUAGGAACAGCAGGUUCGACACCGUUACACUUUGCAGCUGCCAAUGGACACGCUCCAAUAGUACAGAUGCUAUUAGCGUCAGGAGCCAAUCCAACCAAACCAGAUAAGAAUGGUAACACCCCUGAAGAUUUAGCUGCGAUCAACGGACACGAGGAUGUCGUCAGAGUCUUACACGCUUAUCAUCAUCUUCGGAGCCAAGACACGCCAAACGAUCCUCCUCAUUCAGAUACGGCAGGAACCUCUUCACCUUCAGGAUCGACCUCACAAUUACCCGAUGAUGAAGAGGGUAGUGUCAAAUAUGCAUGGGUAGGAUCAAGAAAAGGUAAAGAGAAAGCACCUAGUCUAGCAAGCUCAAGAUCCGAAAGUGCCCUCAGAGUAAAAGGAAGUUUCGACAGGCUGUGGAGAAGAGGGUCAAGAUAUUCAGCUGGAAGUACCGAUCACCAAGAAUCAGGGGGCUUAGUUGUAAACGAUUCCCUUGGUUCAGAAGUCUCGCUGUAUGAUCCUGGCUCAAGUGGUCUACCUCAUAUAGCAACUACAAGCGAUUUCUCUUCAAUGGUAGAUUUGGAUCAACUUCAUUCACCGGUAGAUCUUGAUAUACCACCUUCCCCCUCGCCUCAGAAAGAAAGUGAUGCCAUUCUCACCAGAGUAGACAGUGAUCAUUCUGGUCAAAUAAGUCCUGCAUCGUUGUCGAGGAUAGCAAGUGGUCACUCAUCACACAGCAAUGGUACUUCCAUAAUUCUCGGUUCUCCUCCUAAUUCAGCAGGAUUGCCACCUCCCCAACGUGGUCGAAUAAACUCUACCUCUUCUCAUCGUCCAACCUUGCCUUCAAUCUUGGAAAAAGCUGUCCAUCCUGGUCAAGCUUUCCGUGCCGCCAUGAGACAUAACAGUCACAAGGACCAAGGUUCUCCUGAUUCAUCAACAGAUACUCAUGAUCACGAAACCUCUCCUCCUCAUUCAGGUGGUGGUGGCUUUUUCAGGGGUAGAAGAAAAACCCAUGAAUCUGUCCCCAGUCAUCAGAAGAAACAUGGAAACAGACAUGGCUUCAAAGGCUUUUUCAGAAGAGGUCAAUCACCACCUUCACGAAGUCCCAGUCCCCCUCAGAAAACGGACAUCAAGCCAAUAGCAGCCGAAGAACUAGAAGAGGGGAUUGAACGAUUGAAGAGAGCAAGUCUUGAUCUUGAAAGGCAAGAGGAAGUAGAAGCUAUAGACGAUCAUGGGAUUUCGAGGGAAAUACUUGAUGCUAUCAGCUUGCACGACGGAGAUGAUACACCUUAUUUCCAUCAGAUGCCACUAUCAGCACCUGUCACCAAAACCAAGUUCUUCCCUGACAGUCCGAACGGUCCACCUAGACUUCCUUCGAUCUCUACAGCGUCAACUCCAGGUGAAAGAACUUUCAAUCGUCCUAGAACAGGCAGUGAGGUUAUCGCGCCUAGUCCACUGGCCAACGAAUGGGCUCAUGAUGAUGAUUCAGAUUCUUCUGCACCACAUGGAGGCAUACGCAGAGUGAAAACUGAGAUUAUCAAGUCACCCAUCUUGCCGGACAGGGAAACCGAUACACCAAGUCCUACUCCUCUCGGACAUUUCAGACGUCGUUCAGCCACUCAUUCAGGUGGUUUACCGACUCCGACAAUGUCCCCCAUACCGCGAAGCUUGAAUCCACCCAGAAUAGCGGGAUUGGGUUGGGGAGAUGAGAUGGAUCUUCGAAGGAUAGCCGCUUCCGGAUUGAUCAGAAGAGAGAGUCAGAGAAGACAAGCUGAGGUUGAUAACGAAAUGGAGCUGGAAGAAGAGGAAUACCAUGAUGCCCUUUCCCCUGAUAUGGACUUCAUGCAAUCUGACAUCGGCCAGCAAGAAAAGGAGGAUGAAGAUACAACACCUACACCUCAUUCGGAAAUGACGCUAGAGGGACCUUCGGAUGUGCAAGAGCAAGAAGAGCAAAAAUCUGAACAGGAGGAAGUUUCAGCACCCGAGCAAGAGGAAGUACUGAAUGCUGAAGAGGGACAAGAGAAGGAAGGACCAAAUAGAAAACGCGGGGAAAGUACUGGAUCUAUCAACACCGCGUCAUCUCGUCUUUCCACUCCCUCAGCAUCAUUGCGGAAUGACGAUUCUGAAGAUGCUCGUCAUCCCCAAAGACCAAAUAACCUGUCGAUCAUCAUAGCUCCACCGCUGCCGGUCAUGUCAGUGGUCGAUGGUCGACCGCGUGGUAAAUCAGUGUCAUCAAUUUCAUCGGGCACCUCAGGAUUUGGAUAUUCGUAUGCUCAAUCAAUCUCUACUCCUGCCACUUCACUCACUCCACCUUCGGCUUUGUCCCUGGCCCUAGCGGGCGGAUCGGGAUUCCCGCCUGUUCCAGAAGACGAGGUAGCACCUUCUGCGCCGGUGCCUCGUCGAACCUUGACCUCGAGAACAGUAUCUUCUCAUGCCGAAGCUAGAGAAGUGAUCAAACAAAAUGAAGAUGAUAUAUUGCAUUUAGCGCAAUUACCUCCUUCGUUAGAUUCAAGUAGAAGCUUAGCUGAACAACUCGCUGCAUACGGUGAGAAUUACGCCAUUGAACGACAGUUUGCAGAAAUAGAAAGGAAAUCUUCUUAUGGUCUCACAAGUGCAUCAACUGGUCAAAGUCGAAGUGAAGAUGGUGAAAGUUACUUCAGUGCCGAAAGCGGAACAAGCAAAGGAUCAAGCAGAAGCUCAGGAUUGGCUGACAGGAGAAGGCCUAGUGGGAAAAGCGUACAGCCUCGAGCAUUAUCGAACCCAAAUAUCCCAUUGGUCCACGUCGACGCACCUCCAUCCUCGUUGCCAUCUAUCAAUAACAUCUACGAUAAGCGAGCUGAAGCAUAUCGAAAACACAUGGCGGCGUUGUCUUCUGCCCAGCCGCUACUGCCUUCAUCGACACGGCAUGCCCAUACUAGAGCCAGGCAAAGAGCUGUCUCAGCACAAGAAAUGUGGUUGGAUCAAGGACCCUCCGCUUCAUACUCUCAUCGCAGACCCGCAUCUUCCCAAGGUGCGACGGCAAACUCAAUAUUCAGUUAUAACACCGUUAAUGAACCUGAAUACGAACACUCAUCGGAAGGAAUGAGAUACCCACAUCAUCCAGCGCAGUUCCCCUUUACAACGAAUCCCGUAACAGGCCAAAGACCAAGGAAAUCCUCUUUCGGCGCCAAUUCAGCUUCGUCUUCGAUUAUUCAUGGUCAUGGAGGACAUCAUUCCAGAAACAGUACAUAUCCAAGACAAAAUUCGAAGUUUACUUUACCGCCUGCGCCAAUAGCAGACAUUGUAUCAACUAGAUUUCAAGGGUUAUCAUCAUCCCCUAAAUCAAAUCCGAUGUCAUCAGCAUCGAGUGCCAGUGGAGUUGCCACCUCGACCGCAAAUGCAAUUACAGCUGGAGGUCAUGGACAUGGUCACGCUCACACUCACACUCAUGCUCACGGACAUGGACCGGGACAUGGACAUAAUAAUCCAUUAGGAGUAUCACCAUAUGUAUCAAUAUUCUCAAACAGGUAUCAACCUAAAUUCCCUCUGAAUGAUGAUGAUUCAGAUGAUGAAAUGGACAACAACAGAGAAUAUACCGUUAUUGAAAAUGAUUGGAGAGGUGGUCAUAUUGUAAAACCGGGUGAACUGUCAGUAGCCGCAGUAGCCGCUACAAGCGAACCUAAAACCAAAGGUAGAUGGGUAAAGAAAAUGAGUAAAGGCUUAGGAAGGAAAUGA
This is a messenger RNA of Kwoniella shivajii, 4089 nucleotides long. RefSeq lists its product as uncharacterized. The transcript is spliced from 3 exons. Gene Ontology annotation, cellular component: cytoplasm; nucleus. NCBI's taxonomy places the organism in Eukaryota, Fungi, Basidiomycota, Tremellomycetes, Tremellales, Cryptococcaceae. Gene Ontology annotation, molecular function: protein binding. Bases 1 to 4089 code for a protein of 1362 amino acids. The record is from RefSeq and is a predicted model, not a curated record.